Messenger RNA from Dendroctonus ponderosae (mountain pine beetle), 2365 nucleotides. RefSeq names its product zinc finger protein 426. The transcript is spliced from 6 exons. Gene Ontology annotation, molecular function: RNA polymerase II cis-regulatory region sequence-specific DNA binding; DNA-binding transcription factor activity. The record is from RefSeq and is a predicted model, not a curated record. Lineage: Eukaryota; Metazoa; Arthropoda; Insecta; Coleoptera; Curculionidae. Gene Ontology annotation, biological process: regulation of transcription by RNA polymerase II. The coding region runs from base 132 to 1049 and encodes 305 amino acids.
UUUUUUUGAAAAAGUCGCCUUUGGCUCUUUUUAAUCAUUUUCUCUGUGGUUAUUUCUAGCGAGAGUGCCUAUGUUCUUUUGUGUGCUCGGUGUCUUUUGUGGGAGCGUUCUCCAAACCAUUUCCAGGCAUAAUGGAAAGUCAAGGUUUUGAGGGAGACGAUUUUUUCCCUUCCCUCGAACCCAUGGUCAUAAUCAACAGUCAGGAUGAUGAGGAUGACGACCACGAUAACUUUGGGGCUGAUGGAACCAGGGACUCCUGGAGUUGCUUGGCGAAACCCUCCAACGAUGACUCCACCCCUAGACUGGAACCAGAGAUUUCAAUUUUUCCCGUAAACAGAAAACAGCCGUCGACUUUCAAGAUCAAACUAUUUGGAAAUGGCUUUAAAAAUCACUCUGCAACUAGUAAAAAAUCUAACAAAGCCACCGAGUCUAAGAACACAGGUAGCAGAACGCCGGUGAGAUUAGUGUCGAAAGACGAAGCUAUGAAGGCAGCAGAGCCCUAUACAAAGCGCAAAAGUAGCCCCCUAGCGAAAUGCCCCCUUUGCAAGAAGUUCUUCAAGCGGAUGAAGACGCACCUGAUGAAGCACCAAGUGCUAGAGAACCAAGAACAGUGCUCGACUUUGAUAUGCGAGAUUUGCAAAAAGGCCUUCAAUAAUCACAGUAAUUUGCAAAUUCAUAUGAGAACGCACACUGGCGACAAACCCUAUGUGUGCGUGGUGUGCAAUAAAUCCUUUUCGCAAAGCUGCAAUCUGGUUAACCAUGUCAGGAUUCAUACAGGCGAGAAGCCAUUUGCGUGCCCGUAUUGCGACAAGGCUUUUACCCAGUCGGGCAACUUGAACAAUCACAUUCGGCUUCACACCGACGAGAAGCCCUUUCGCUGCCAUUUCUGCGAAAAGGCCUUUACGCAGAGCGGCAAUCUCAACUCGCAUAUCAGGAAUAAUCAUAAAUAUAAAAACUCCAACGCGCUUUUAGCCAAUUUCCAUCAAGCAAACGAGAAAAGCGAAAUUGCCGGUAUUUAUGCCGGGCUACAAGACAAUGUAAAUAUGUAAAAUAUAUAAUUAUUGCCCUGAUCGACUGAAUAGUUGAACAUAUUUGCGAUGCAAACGGCUCACUAGCUUGCCAGGCGAACAGUACUUUUUGCGCAAAUGUAGGUAGACUAAGACCCCAGUCGCCCUUAUGUAACAAGACUUUCAAUGCCAUGUAUAAAGAUCUCAUUUUAUUUAUAUUAUACUCCCUUUUAAGUAUUAUAAAUGAUGUUGUUUAUUACAGAUUAAGUGCUGGGUGCCGUUGCAAAUUAAUACGUUCCCUAAUUUAAAAAAAUUAACAUGCAUUCUGGAGACUGAGCCCGCACUGACUUCUGUUACUAAGAUUUAAUUUGCAACGAAGCAGGUACUUUUAUUUUUUACUACUGUAUGUGAUUUUUGCAAUUGCAAUAGUGCCCCUUUUACGGUACUGGCUAAGACUGUUAUUUUUUCUGUUGUUGUUUUUCUUUUCGUGCAAUCGUUUUAUGUAUUUGUGAUUUUCCUUCUAUGAAAACUAAACAGCUCCACAGACAACUUUGCCCUCACUUUGGAACCGGAUCAGUUCUGAUUGUUUUGAGCAAUUUGGUUCCUGUUUAAAGCGUUAUUUAGCAUCAUUUCAGUUCUGUUAGUCUAUGUUUUCUAUAGGGCGACAAGAAAAUGCAAAAUCGGUGAAAGUUCGGUAUGCUCCUAGUUGGAAACAUCGGUUUUUUUUUCUUGGUCCGAGUUUCACGAUUUGUGGGUUUAAAGCUCAUGUUGAAGCGUAAACUUCAUGGGCGAUUUGAGACAAAAUUGAAUUUGUCUGUCCAGUCGCCUCUGAAUUCUUAGCUUCAAAAAGAGCUCUAGCUUUUAAAAAUCCGCUUAAGAGAAAAAAUUAUGACUGCAAGACCAAAAACUUGAUUUUUUUAGGCCCACUCUGUAAAUAAACCAGAUGAGCAGAAAAAUCAGACACGUUUUUUGCGAUGUGACUGUCUAUCUGGACGCUUGUGAUGUGGAUGAAAUACAAAAAACAGUUUUUUUGUCCAACUGAGAACACGCGAAACUUUCACCAGUUUUGCAUUGGUUCGCCCUGUACAAACUUUAUCUGGCGCGCUAAUUUGAAAAAGAAUUGCACUAAAGAACGUUUCAAACAGAAGAAUUUAUCGAGUUCCAAAGUUAUGUGGAGCAGUUUCGUUAGCUGUUUCCACUACUUUGGAAUUGAAAAUUUAAUCAAGGUGAAGAAUGUUCCUUAAAAACCUUAUUAUUCUAUAAGAUAUACAUUACUCAGAUUUGUGUGUGUAUGACCGCUAUUUAAUUCCAUAUUGUAGUUUUUUAAGCAAGCAGGCAAAUAUAUGAGAUUGGUUUGA